GCCGUCGGUGCCGGGCUCGUUGCGUCGCCGGCCUUGGGCACCCGGAGGGCAGCCGGGAGCCGACCUUCCUGCGAGCCGCGCGGUGACGACUUCUCGGCUUUGCCCUCCUUGCCGAAGCGCAGCCUGCCGGCUCCGGCCCCAGACACCACAAUGGUGGGCGAAGAGAAGAUGUCUCUAAGAAAACGGCUGUCAAAGUCCAAGGAAGAUCUUGAGGAAGAUGAAGAGCAGAGAAACUCUACAAAGGAGUCCCUAGAGACACCUAGUAAUGGUCAGAUUGACAUAAAACACUUGAUAGCAAAGAAGAUACAGUUGACAGCAGAGGCAGAGGAAUUAAAGCCAUUUUUUAUGAAGGAAGUUGGCAGUCACUUUGAUGAUUUUGUGAAUAAUCUCAUUGAAAAAUCAGCAUCAUUAGACAAUGGUGGAUGUGCUCUCACAAGCUUUUCUAUUCUUAAAGGAGAGAACAACCAUAGAGCUAAAGAUCUGAGAGCACCUCCAGAACACGGAAAGAUUUUUGUUGUAAGGCGAUCUCUCUUAGAUGAGCUGUUUGAGGUGGACCACAUCAGAACAAUAUAUCACAUGUUUAUUGCCCUCCUCAUUCUCUUUAUCCUCAGCACACUUGCAGUAGAUUACAUUGAUGAAGGAAGGCUGGUGCUUGAGUUCAGUGUCUUUUUUUAUGCCUUUGGUAAAUUUCCUGUUGUUAUGUGGACGUGGUGGACCAUGUUCUUGUGCACGCUUUCAAUUCCCUAUUUCCUCUUUCAACGUUGGGCCAGAGGCUAUAGCAAGAGUUCUCAUCCAGUGAUCCAUUCUCUCUUCCACGGCUUACUUUUCAUGAUCUUCCAGAUUGGAGUUCUAGGUUUUGGACCAACAUAUGUUGUAUUAGUGUAUACACUGCCACCAGCUUCCCGCUGCAUCGUUAUACUGGAACAGAUUCGCUUGAUAAUGAAGGCCCAUUCAUUUGUCAGAGAGAAUGUGCCUCGGGUACUAAAUUCAGCUAAGGAGAAAUCACGUACUGUUCCAGUACCCACAGUCAACCAGUACUUGUACUUCUUAUUUGCUCCUACCCUCAUCUACCGUGACAACUACCCCAGGACUCCCACUGUAAGAUGGGGUUAUGUUGCUAUGCAGUUUGCACAGGUUUUUGGUAGCUUUUUUUAUGUAUACUACGUCUUUGAAAGGCUCUGCAUCCCCUUGUUUCGGAAUAUCAAACAGGAGCCCUUCAGCGCUCGUGUUCUGGUCCUAUGUAUGUUUAACUCCAUCUUGCCAGGUGUGCUGAUACUGUUCCUUAGUUUUUUUGCCUUUUUGCACUGCUGGCUCAAUGCCUUUGCCGAGAUGUUGCGCUUUGGUGACAGGAUGUUUUAUAAGGAUUGGUGGAACUCCACAUCAUACUCCAACUAUUACAGGACCUGGAAUGUGGUGGUCCAUGACUGGCUGUAUUACUAUGCUUACAAGGACUUUCUCUGGUUUUUCACAAAGAAGUUCAAAUCACUUGCCAUGUUAGCUGUCUUUGCUGUGUCUGCUGUAGUGCACGAGUAUGCGUUGGCUGUUUGCUUGAGCUUUUUCUAUCCAGUGCUCUUCGUGCUUUUCAUAUUCUUUGGAAUGGCUUUCAACUUCAUUGUCAAUGAUAGUCGGAAAACGCCAAUUUGGAAUGUUUUGAUGUGGACUUCCCUUUUUGCGGGCCAUGCAGUCAUGCUAUGCUUUUAUUCUCAAGAGUGGUAUGCACGUCAGCACUGUCCUCUAAAAAAUGCCACAUUUCUGGAUUAUAUCCAGCCACGUUCCUGGACUUGUCGUUACGUGUUUUAGAAGCUUGGACUUUGUUUCCUUCGUUGACACUGAAGAUUGGGUAUUCUCCCUGAUUUGGGGCCGGCAUCUGUUUCCAGCUGUUACUGAAGUUAUCUGUAUUAUUUGGACCACUCUAGGCUUCACAGGUGGCUCCCUCUUUUCCUAAGUCACCUGGAGCUGGGCUGUUGGAAGUUUACUGGAAACUUGUACACUUAAGCCAGACUCGUUUUUUUCCUUUUUGGGAGAAGGGAGACCUAUAGCUGACAUAAUGACAGAUUUUUGCUGGAUCCUAUCGGCUUAAGCCUCAGAAAUUAUAUCUGUUUUGUUUGUUGACUCUUAUCUGAUUAGAGACUAAACAUCGUGUUUAUUUGGCCACUGAAUUAGCCAAAACACUUAUGAAGAAAUCAUUUAAAUACCUCUGGGUUAGAAAUGUUUUCAUGCACACGGUUGGAAUGUGUACUAAUUAACCAUGCGAUUGGGAAAGAAAAAAUAAUGUGGAACGUUUUGCUAUUUCUAGUAGAAAGGAAAUACUGUUUUCCAAAGAGAAUCUUCCUAUAUAUCCUAAUUUGUAUUUUUUUGAAAAAAGUUCAGUUCUACUCAAUUUUCACCUUGUUUUUGCUAUACAGUGUAGGUCAUGAUUUCUGUGAAGCAAAAUUAUACCUUUCACCUUGAAUUCUUCAGUUUGCAUCCAUAAUAUUAUAUAUUGAGAGGAACAGAAGUAGGAAGGAAAAAAGAAAGAAAUGGCACAGGACAAAGAAAAAUAUUUCUUCUUAUAACUUCCAAAGUAAUUUUUAAAAAAGACUUGCAGAGUCAAUCAUGUAUUUAAAUUAUUUUAUCAUGGAAUUUAUAUGGAAAAUAACUUUUUUGUUUAAACUUUAAGGUAAUAACUUCUUUUAAGUUAUUUAGAAGUAUCCUUUAGUACAGUUAUUUUAUUGUCUAAUAAAUACUGACGAAUUAUUUUGCAGACUAGUAAGUCUGUAACAUAAAUAUUGAUCACCGCCGUUAAUAUUAAAGUGAUUAUUAAAGAUCCAGAUGCUGGCUUCUGCAUUUGCUCAAUUAUUAUACUUUUAAUGGUAGUGUACUUUAGGUGAAACAAUAUGUCAUCAUUUUCAAGAAAAUAUACUCUAUUAUGUGAUGUUCCCAUGUUAUAAGAUGCCCAUUGCUAAUACGGUGUGGUAUGUAGGAAUUAUUUUAUUUAUAUGUAUGAGGUUUGAUGAUGUCUGUAACGAUUGAGCUUCAGAAGGGAUAUCGGAGACCGUGUAGUUCCACUUUCCACCCAAAGAAGUGAGACUUAUGAAUUACCCAAAAGAUUACGGUUAUUUGGAGCAGCCUGACUUGAGAGGCUAUCUUGGUUUUCUAACAGUCAUGCUGCUAUCCAGAAAGUUAUGGGAAAUCUUUUUCGAAUUGUUUUAAAAUCAGUUUGAGUUUGAUAAGAAGGUGAGUAGAGUUUCUUCAUAGUCACCACUUAAUUUGUACCGUGAGUACCCAGCCUAGUCACCUGUUUUCUUCCCUAUACCUUUGAUCCAGAUGAGUUGAGGCAGUUUUCAAACAUCAAAUCCAACUCCAACGGACAAAAGUGCACCUCAAAGGAGGUAAUUUUUUAAAAGGUAUUCCACAUAUUCCCAAGCAGUAAUUAUCUGUAUGGUGGUAUUAUAAUUUAAUGGAACUGUAACCUCCAAACAAGACUGCUUUAAUAUAGCUUGUAAUUUCUGGCAUUUUUAUUAAAAAUUAAAAUGAGUCAGUCACUUGAAUUUAUAACUACAUUUUAAACGUAAGGAGGGAACUGACAAAAACAGACUGGUCUAAGACUUGGUUAUGAAUAAGCCAAUCUGUUGAAGCGAGAGAGUGGAACUCUUAAGUCUGUAUUUCUGUUAAGUACUGUAAAUGUGCCCUCUUAUUGAGAGGACUUUGUUGCUCUGUACUGAUUCUGAAUACUGUAUUUGUUGGACUGAACGAGGCUAUUUAAAAAAAAAAAACUCUCAUCUUCCGUUUAUUAGUGAUUUUUUUCUGACCAAGAUUUAGUGACAACAAAUAGUAUGUGUAUAACUAGAGACUCUUUAGAAUGAUAAAACUAUCCUAAGAAAUUUUAAGAAACACUUACAGGAAUAGCCACUUUCUCUGAAAGAAACUAGUUUGAUAGCCAUGAUCUUAUUCCUAGCUGCUUUUAGCAAAAGUCUUUUCUUAAAACCACUACCUACAUUCUUUAAACAAAUAAAUUAAAACUAAAACUUCUUGCUAAUGUGUUUCAGGAAGAUUUAUUGAUUUUUUUUUUUUAAAUCUUUUGCUAAUAGGAGUGAAAAUUAUUUUCAGUUAUAGGAUGGUACUAUUUUCCUUCUGAAAACUAAUGAGUUUAAAAUUUCUUUCCUGUAAGAAGUAUUAAUGAUAGUAACCAUUACUAAAUUUGUUAGAUGCUUUUCUUCACAGUCUUGGGUAGUGAAGGAAAAUGUUUUUUUGUUUGUUUGUUUUUGGUGGUUUAAUCUGCAAUUGCCUAGGUAGAGUUGCUUGCCUCAUGUUAGAAUUUAGUUAGAAAAUUGAGGCUGCUUUUAGUCUGUUGGUAACUGCAACAUUCGGAAGGAAAAGGAGUGGGGGAAUGUUUUUUCCUUUUUCAGUAGUUGCAGGGUAUAAGUGGGUGAUAUUGGUGGUUAAGAAAGUGUAGUGUGUAAAUAUUCUAUACUUGCAAACACAGAUUAUGUUGUAGAAGUAAUUCAUUUAGUAUAGGCAGUUUUCAUCAUAAUUUUAAAAUUAUACUUGCCUGAAAAAUGGAAUCCUGAAGUCUAUAGAAAACAGAACAUUGCGUGUUUAAAAGUUGGUCAUGUGGGCUACAUAGCCUAAAAAGGUAUAAUUUAUGAAUUGUUGAAGUCUUUUAUGUGAAAAGAUAUCUUUGUUUUGUAUGGCCAUAAGUAAUUUUGAAUAAAGUUGUUUUGUAUGGGGAAAAACAGUGAAGAUAAACUGAUAUUAACUAUAGUAACUAGGUGGCCUGAUGUAGUGCACUAGUUUAAACAUUUGUUUUAGUUAUGAAACCAUUCUAAAAAAUAAAUUGUUAAACAUAAGCCCAACAUGUAAAACAGGUAAAAUACAUCUGCUUCUGGUUGAGAUAGGGAUGGGGGGCUGGAGCCCUUCCCAUUUGGUACACCCAUUUUCUCCUGCCCCAGAAUACCCAGUUUGAAAACCACCAGUGCAGAAAAAAGAGGAUGUAUGGACUUUUGAUUAAGAUAGCCCCAUACUCACUCGCAGUGUGACCUUGGGCAAAGUUGCUUAAUUUAUCAGAGCCACAGUUUUCCUCAUCUGUAAAAUGGGGGUAAUAAUAACUACCUCAUAGGGUUGUUACAAAGCUCUAGCCCUGGCAGAAAUAGGGCCUCCUUAUUUUCUUACCCUCCAUAAAUUCUAAUCCUAAAUCAUUAUUAUCUCAUUGGAAUUGUUUAAAAAUGUGAAUGUUUCAAAUGCUGCACGCUCCCAAGAAUAUAUGCUUUUCUGUUAAAUAGACUCUCAGGAUGAUGUGAAUGGGCAUUGUACCCUGAUGGAUCUAGUGGGCUCUCCCAUAAUGGAAUUGACAAGAAUUGAACAAGAUUGUUAAAGGCAUUCAUGCAUGUUUCCACCUCUGCAAAAUUACUUUCAGAUUUAUCCAUUUAUUAGCAUUAGGGUAAGGUGGCAAGCUUCUAAAAAGAAAUGCCCUUCUACUUUUACCUAGAUGUUUAAGUUAAGUGUUUAGAACUAGUGUGUAUACUGUUUACUGAAGUUUUAGAAUUUAUGGAGAGGAAGGAAACUAAUGAGGCCUUACUUCUGCCAGUGCAAAGAAUGCUUAUAGUCUUAGAAGGCAGAAUAAAUUUCUCAAUGGAAGAUAGUUACUAAAGUUUAAGUGACUUUCUUACUAAUCUUGUGCAAAAUUUCAUGUAACUUAAGUAGUUUAUAUAAUACAGUUUUAUAUAUAUGUAUGUGUAUGUAUAUAUUUACUGUCAGAGAAAGAUCUGUCUUGGACAUGGUUUCACAUAUCUUAUCUCUAGGCUUUAUGUUUAUGGCUCACAAAUAGAAGGAACUGGGACAUAAAUGUUUUGAGGAACAAAAUGAAUAUUAUUAGUGAAGCUUACAUAAGUAUUUGAUUAGUUUCUAACAUCACUAAAGUUUCUGUCAGGUAAUAGAGUGUUGGAACCCAGUUUAUAAAGGAGAUAUAAUAGGGCUACUCUGGCUCAAACACGGUGAGUGGAGCCCUUCUUGCUUGGUCCGCCCAUGCUCUUUCCCACCCUAAGUUUAAUGCCCAAGAUGAAAAUCAAUAAAUAAUGAUAAAAUUGAUAGGCUUUAGGUUAGUAGAACAGCUAUACAAUCUAUAUAAUCUACUAAAUCCUUAAUAAAUUGUUUCCUUUUUUUUUUGGUAAAGUAUAAAGACUUUAUUAUUUUUUUUGUGAGGAAGAUCUGCCCUGAGCUAACAUCCAUGCCAAUCCUCCUUUGUUUUGCUGAGGAAGACUGGCCCUCGGCUAACGUCCGUGCCUAUCUUCCUCCACUUUAUAUGGGAUGCUGCCACAGCAUGGCUUGCCAAGCGGUGCGUCGGUGCACGCCUGGGAUCCGAACCCCGGGCUACCAGCAGCGGAGCACACGCACUUAACCGCUACGCCACGGGCCUGGUCCCCAGUAUAAAGACUUUAAUAGCUAAUGUGGAUUUGAGAAAAAGGGUUAAUUUCAGAAGUGAAGUAGUUUUUAAAAAAUGUAAAACUGCCUCUGUACUGCUUUUUUCUACAUGCUUUCUUCCUUAUUUCUACACUAUUACAUUCACAUUUUUGCUGUCAGUAUGCCCUUCCCAACGGAGUGCUAAGCUUCACCAUGCUUUGUGGUGUUCUUUUGUUUGUCUUAAUGAAGUGGUAGGUGUACUUUCUCUUUGUUUUAAACAACUUCGAAACAUGAGGCAGUUCCAGCACCCAGUUGUUUACAGAUACAGUUUGAAUUCCCAUGUGCAAAUGUGCCAAUUGUUGGGUGGGAAGAGAGCUCAAGCCACAGCCAAGGCUCUGCCACUGGACCUGUGCAGCAGCUUCCUUCCUGUGUCUAUACCUUUCCAGCUUGUGCAUUAAACCCACAGUAUUCUGGGAGCAGUAGAAGGAUGGUGGAAAUCUGAAGUUGAUUUAAAGAUGUAAUAUCUAUAAUUAAAGAUGUCUUUUCUAAUUCAUUCUUGUUUGCUUUUUUCCAGAUUUCCUAUUCCCUCUUCUCCCCCAAAUCCUUGGUUUUCUAAUCAGUGGUACUGUCAUUUUGUUUAGUAUGCAGUGUAUUAGCAUUAAGUUCAAAAGUUUUAAACUUUAAAAAGUAUACUAACACCAAAAAUGGCAAAAUACUGCAUAUGUGAAGAUGUGGUAAAUAAAUUUAUUUGGAGAAAA
Diceros bicornis minor is the source of this 7136-nucleotide messenger RNA. RefSeq names its product sterol O-acyltransferase 1 (gene SOAT1). The transcript is spliced from 16 exons. Gene Ontology annotation, cellular component: endoplasmic reticulum membrane. NCBI's taxonomy places the organism in Eukaryota, Metazoa, Chordata, Mammalia, Perissodactyla, Rhinocerotidae. The record is from RefSeq and is a predicted model, not a curated record. Gene Ontology annotation, biological process: cholesterol metabolic process; cholesterol homeostasis; cholesterol efflux. Bases 151 to 1800 code for a protein of 549 amino acids. Gene Ontology annotation, molecular function: fatty-acyl-CoA binding; cholesterol binding; cholesterol O-acyltransferase activity.